GUCUGUGAAUUCUCAAUGGAUCGUGACCCAUGGGCAAAAUUCCGACGCCCAAACAGUGAGCACCCAGCCCAAUCAGAGGAGACACGCACGCACCAGCACCCUGGUGUGGCCGGUGCCCGGCGGCCAAACGCGAUGCCAUCUCCGUCUCCAGCCCCGCCGCCAGUGCUGCCGAUCUCGGAGCACGAGGACGAGAUAGUCGCCGCGGUGGACGCGAACCCAGUGGUGGUGGUCAUCGGCGAGACUGGCUCCGGCAAGAGCACUCAGCUCUCCCAGAUCCUCCACCGCCGCGGAUACACCCGUCGGGGUGCCAUCGCUGUCACCCAGCCCCGCCGCGUUGCUGCGGUUUCCGUUUCCAGAAGAGUAGCUCAAGAGCUUGGUGUUCCACUUGGGGAUGAAGUUGGUUAUGCAAUUCGAUUUGAGGACAGAACUUCAGAAAGAACAUGCAUAAAAUACCUCACAGACGGCAUUCUUCUCCGUGAAAGCCUUUCAAAUCCUGAGUUGAAGCAGUACUCAGUAAUCAUACUGGAUGAAGCUCACGAGCGUAGCUUAAACACUGAUAUCCUUUUAGGUUUGAUGAAAAGAUUGAUCAAGGACCGAGCUUCAGAUUUAAAAGUUUUAAUCACCUCUGCGACUCUUGACGGUUUAAAAGUUUCAAAGUUCUUCUCAGGAUGCCCUGUGUUAAACAUUCCUGGAACUUUAUUCCCUGUGGAGAAAUUUUACAGCACUGAUCGCCCAACAAAUUAUAUAGAAUCUUCACUCAGAACAGCUAUAGAUAUCCAUGCCAAGGAACCUCCUGGAGAUGUCUUAAUAUUUAUGACAGGAAAGGAUGAUAUUGACAAGAUGGUAUCAAAAUUGGAGGAAAGAAUUCGAAAUCUUGAGGAGGGCUCCUGCAUCGAUGCUCUUGUCCUUCCUCUUCAUGGUUCUUUGCCACCUGAGCUGCAGGUUAGAGUAUUUGCUCCAGCACCUCCAAACUGCCGACGCUUCAUUGUUGCAACAAAUGUUGCUGAAACUUCGCUGACUGUAGAUGGUGUCGUGUUCGUGAUUGAUUGUGGUUAUGUAAAGCAGCGCCAAUACAAUCCAUCAAGUGGAAUGUAUUCACUUGAUGUUGUCCAAAUCAGCAGAGUGCAGGCUGAUCAGCGAGCAGGGCGAGCUGGUAGAACUCGGCCCGGCAAGUGCUAUAGGCUAUACCCAAUUUCCAUAUAUCAGAAUGAGUUUCUUGAGGCAACAGUCCCUGAAAUUCAACGCUCUUCUCUUGCUGGAAGUGUUCUGUAUCUGAAAUCGUUAAAUCUUCCAGACAUCAACAUACUGAAGUUUGAUUUUCUAGAUCCACCAUCACGUGAGUCAUUAGAAGAUGCUUUGAGGCAAUUAUACCUCAUUGAUGCAAUUGAUGAAAACGGACAAAUAACGGAUGUUGGACGAGUUAUGGCAGAGCUUCCUCUUGAGCCGUCUCUUUCAAGGACUUUGAUUGAAGCAAAUGAAUUGGGAUGCCUAUCUCAGGCGUUAACUGUUGCAUCGAUUUUGUCAGCAGAAAUAACAUUGCGAUCAGUUAGCAAGGACGUGGUGGAUGGAAAGAGGAAAAGGCAGGAGCUCCCUGAUGGGUCUGGCUGGGGUGACCAUAUACAAUUGCUUCAGAUAUUUGAAAGCUGGGACCAAACUGGCUAUGACACAAAAUGGUGCUCUCAUCAUGAUUUGCAGGUGCGGGGUAUGAAAUUGAGCAAAGAUGUGAGGAACCAACUAUGUCAGAUUAUUCAAAAAAUUGCAAAAGGUUCAACUGAUGUGGAUGCAAGGAAAAGCCGGAAGAAUGACCCUGAUUAUAGAAAGCUGAGGAGAGCUCUCUGCGUAGGAUAUGGUAACCAGCUAGCUGAGAGGAUGCUGCAUCACAAUGGCUACCAUACUGUUGGCUAUAGGACCCAACUUGUACAGGUGCAUCCAUCUUCUGUACUGGAAGGCGAUGAGUAUGGAAAGUUUCCAAUGUACGUUAUUUAUCAUGAGCUGAUAAGUACAACUCGUCCAUACAUGAGAAAUGUCUGCGCCGUCGAGCAAGCCUGGGUUCAGCCUAUAUUAAAGAAGCUCGACAAAUUAGACAUAAACAGAUUAAGUGGUGGUUCGAGUGCACCGGGAGAUUCUGAACUUCUGGGAGACAAUAAGCAAGUGAACUCGUCAAAGAAUGACGUGGGUGUAAAACAAUCAGAGGUGGACAGUAAAAUCCAGGCAGCUCGAGAGCGGUACCUUGCACGAAAAGGCAAGAAAUGACAAUCGACACGUUUAACUGAUCGCUCAGCAUCCUUCUGGUCAGCCUGAAGCUUCUCUGAAGAUCAUACCGAGGAACCAUUCGUGUUAUUGUGGGUGGUGUAUGCUUCAACGUGCACAAACAAGAGAAUUUCUUAUGUAAUCUUUUGUUUGAGGACUCUAACCUUUUCUUUUAUUUGGCAUUACUGUGAUGUGACCUUUUCCUUGGGCCGAAAUAUUUUACAGGCUUUUCUGCAUGGGCUAGAUUCUUUUCCCCCAUAUUCCUAUAUGGUGUUGUC
Molecule: messenger RNA, 2528 nt
Organism: Zea mays
Lineage: Eukaryota; Viridiplantae; Streptophyta; Magnoliopsida; Poales; Poaceae
Product: probable pre-mRNA-splicing factor ATP-dependent RNA helicase DEAH4
Exons: 16
Coding region: 16-2253 (745 amino acids)
Cellular component (GO): intracellular anatomical structure
Molecular function (GO): RNA binding; ATP hydrolysis activity; helicase activity
Source: RefSeq, a predicted model, not a curated record